AGUCAGCCCAGAAGCGGCUCAUUGAAAGCAGACCCUCUUCGGCGCUCGCUGGGCGGAGGACGCGCCGCGGUCCGCAGACCCGAGCGAGCUGGGCACCGCCGGGCGCCCCCGGCCCUGCCGCCCCCUCCUCCCCGCCGCUCCCCCGCGAGCCCGGCCAGGCGCGCCUGACGUGGACCAUUAAACUUGGAGCUGCCGCCUCGUCCCCUCUCCUCCUCCUCCUCCCUCUGACAGGCGAGCGAGCGACUCGGUGCAGGCAGGAGACGUGCUGCCGGGCUGGGCUGCCCGGGGGAGAUGACUCCUCGCCAGGAGGGCGCCUCUGGGAAGAAGACCACGGGGGAAGCAAAGUUUCAGGGCAGCUGAGGAGCCUUCGCCGCAGCCCUUCCGAGCCCAAUCAUCCCCCUGGCUAUGGAGGGCGGACUCUAAGAUGAAUCCCGACCUGGACACCGGCCACAACACAUCAGCACCUGCCCACUGGGGAGAGUUGAAAAAUGCCAACUUCACUGGCCCCAACCAGACCUCGAGCAACUCCACACUGCCCCAGCUGGACAUCACCAGGGCCAUCUCUGUGGGCCUGGUGCUGGGCGCCUUCAUCCUCUUUGCCAUCGUGGGCAACAUCCUAGUCAUCUUGUCUGUGGCCUGCAACCGGCACCUGCGGACGCCCACCAACUACUUCAUUGUCAACCUGGCCAUGGCCGACCUGCUGUUGAGCUUCACCGUCCUGCCCUUCUCAGCGGCCCUAGAGGUGCUCGGCUACUGGGUGCUGGGGCGGAUCUUCUGUGACAUCUGGGCAGCCGUGGAUGUCCUGUGCUGCACAGCGUCCAUUCUGAGCCUGUGCGCCAUCUCCAUCGAUCGCUACAUCGGGGUGCGCUACUCUCUGCAGUAUCCCACGCUGGUCACCCGGAGGAAGGCCAUCUUGGCGCUGCUCAGUGUCUGGGUCUUGUCCACCGUCAUCUCCAUCGGGCCUCUCCUUGGGUGGAAGGAGCCGGCACCCAACGAUGACAAGGAGUGCGGGGUCACCGAAGAACCCUUCUAUGCCCUCUUCUCCUCUCUGGGCUCCUUCUACAUCCCUCUGGCGGUCAUUCUAGUCAUGUACUGCCGUGUCUAUAUAGUGGCCAAGAGAACCACCAAGAACCUAGAGGCAGGAGUCAUGAAGGAGAUGUCCAACUCCAAGGAGCUGACCCUGAGGAUCCAUUCCAAGAACUUUCACGAGGACACCCUUAGCAGUACCAAGGCCAAGGGCCACAACCCCAGGAGUUCCAUAGCUGUCAAACUUUUUAAGUUCUCCAGGGAAAAGAAAGCAGCUAAGACGUUGGGCAUUGUGGUCGGUAUGUUCAUCUUGUGCUGGCUACCCUUCUUCAUCGCUCUACCGCUUGAGCUAUUUACCAGCACACCAAAGGGUCUGGAAAAGGACUGGAAAUAAUCUUGGAAGAAACUCUUUCCUCAAAGGACUCUGGAUCACUGAGAGGCCAAGCAGUGCUGCCUCUGGGACCUGGUGACAAAGCCUGAUCCUGCAUUGCGAAGAGGAGCAUUCUGCUUGGAACAAGGCACUGUGGGACCUGAAGGGAAGAGAGUUCCGUCUAGCCCUUGAGGCUUUGCAACUUUGGGAGGGCUGGGACAUAGCAUAGCCCUGAAGGAGAAGGAGAGCUCACAGAAGCACCAGAAGCAUCAGCAGCAGUGACUACUCUUUAAUGCAACUUGCUGAAAGCAGUUAUUAAGAAGGUGGUGGGAAGAAAGGAACCCACAGGGCCCCCAGAAAUAUCUAGGGAGCCUUUUUAAGAGGGCCUGAGUUUCACAGGUGAGGACUAAUAGACAGAUUUUCUUUUAAGAGACAAUGCUCACCCAGGCUGGUAUGCAGUGACACAGUCAUAGUUCACUGCAGCCUCGAACUCCUGGCUCAAGGGAUCCUCUCACCUCGGCCUCCCAAGUAGCUGGGACUACAGGUGCAUGCCACCAUGAUCUUCUAAUCUUUAAAAUUUGUAGAGACAGAGCCCCACUAUGUUGCCUAGGCAUAUCUCAAACUACUGGCCUCAAGUGAUCCUCCUGCCUUGGCCUCCCAAAGCACUGGGAUUACAGGUGUAAGCCAGUAUAUCCAACCUAGACAGAAAAUAUUGAUUAUUCACACUCACGUGACCUAAUUUGCACCCUCUGACUUGUGAGACUAGAGAGAGUCAUCUUGGAAAAGAGGUGUGUGCUCUGAGGCUGGCUCUUUUAUUUGAACCGACAGCUUUUAGUACCAAGAGCUGGAGCUGUGAUUCUCAAACUCAGAGAGGAGAAGAAUCACUCAGUGAGCUGAUUAAAAAUACCGACUCACAGUCACCUCCAGCCCCGUCUAACGGAUUUAGCAGAUAGAAAUAAGACCCAGUAAUCUGCGUUUUAAAGAAAUGAUACAGUUGGUCCAUGGACCAGAUAUUGAGAAGCAUUGCACAGAUGGUCAGUGACUCAGGAGGGCUCGAUUUACGAUCUAUCCACUUUACGAUGGGUUUUUGGAGACGUUAGCCCCAUCGUAAUUCCAGGGGCAUGGGUGAUCCAGCUUACAUUGCCGGGUAAGGGCUAGGUUUUACUCCCCCCUCAACGGCGCCUACUGUCUUAACAGGGUCCACUUUGCUAAACACCGAGUUGGAAAAGCAGCUUCCUCUCUUUCCCAAUCUCUGAUGGUGCUGCUUCCAGGUGUAACUUCUACCUGCCCUCUGCCUUAAGGGUCCCUAGAACCCAGGAUGGCUCCAGAGAAAGUAAGCUUGUCAUCGACCCGUCACUUCCCAGGUGGUUAACGUCCACACCCUGCCCCCAGCGGCGGGGGAGCCGGGCCUACGGGCUAAAGGACGGUGUUGUAAGAAGCUGGACGAGCCCGGUUCCAGAAACCAAACAGCAGUUGUUAUCAUGCCUUUUAAAUCACGCGUAGAGGUUUCAGUUUCUUCCUCUGCAGGCCCGUAAAUAUUUGCCUUCGGGUUUCUGUGUUUUCUGCCGUUGCCAGGAGCUCCGAUCCUCCUGCGGCGGGGGCGCCCAGGUGCGCGGGUCUCUCCUGCGGGCUCAGCGGGCCGGCGCCGCGGCGUCUCCAGCAGAGCGCAGCAAAGAAGACGAAGCCUCCUGGGGCCUUUCCUCGCCGCCUGGAGCGGGGCAUCCUUCCUCCUUACGUGCAGAGACUGGGAAGCAGCUCUUUAGACACUGCAGUGACCGAGCCCGCUCCACGCCCCUUUCCCCUGAGCAGGUGCUUGACGUGGGGCAAGCUCGGCGUUGAGGUGGACCCGCGCGCCACCCGCUGGCCAACGCGCCUAAGCGACAGGAGUGCAAAGAAACGAGGCUGCUUGGCAAUUCAGCUGGUGCGGCCCUGCGGCACUUCCCUUAUUCCUUCAUAGAUGCAGUCAGAUAUUCUAGAAUUCUAGGUUAGGAAUGCUUUAACCUGGGGUCCGUGCGCUGGCUUCAGGGAAUCUGGGAGCUCUCUAAAAUGCUAUAAACAAUGUAAUAUUUUUCUGGAAAAGGGGUGCACACUUUUCAUGAGUCUGACUAAUUUUAUAUGGUCUAUGGACCAAGUGCCAGGCAAUGUGCAAGCCAUUGGUGGUAAGUAGUGAUCAAGCAGACGUGUCGCUUCUCCUCGUGGACUUUGUAGUCUUUGUGGUAGGCUGAAGAAUGCCCCCCCUCGGCCGGCCGCCCAAAAUAUGUUCACAUCCUAAUCCCUGGAACCUGUGAAUGUUACCCGUUAUGGCAAAGGGGACUUUGCAGAUCUAAUCAAGUUAAGGAUCGUGAGAUGGGGGGAUUAGCCUGGAUUAUCCUGGUGGGCCUGAUAUCACAAGGGGUCUUAUAAGAGGAACACAAAAGGAAACAGACAGAAGACAAUGUGACAACAGAAGCAGGAGAACAAAGGGACGGACAUUUUAAGAUGCCACACUGCUGACUUUGAAGAUGGGAGACUUUGAAGAUGGGGAAAGGAGGCCGUGAGCCAAAGGAUGUGGGCAGACUCUGAAAGCUUGAAAGGUCAAGGAAACAGCUUCUCCCCAGGAGCCUCGGGAAAGAAUCCCACUGCUGACACCUUGACUUUAGCCCAGUAAAACUGACUGUAGACUUCUGACCUCCAGAACUGCAAGAGAAUCAAUAUGUUUGUUGCUUUAUGCCACUAUUUUGUAAUGCUUUGUUACAGCAGCUUUAGGAAGCUAAUAUGCAUCUCAGCAGGUGUCAGACUCUAAAAGUGGUAAGAGACCACAGUCCUUUACAAUGCUGAGAUUCUCUGUAUCACUGGCCCUUCCCCUCUCCAGGAGGAGACAACCAAGAGACAGAAAGUCCAACUGACACUACAGAAGUAGAUUUACUGAACUCACCCAUGCCAUAGAGGUACGUCUACACCUGAGUCUCUUUCCUAGAGAGUUUCAGAACUAGUUAGGGAGAUAAAAUUCAAAUUACAUCUGUGGCCGGGCAUGGUGGUGCAUGCCUGCAAUCCCAACAGUUUAGGAGGCUGAAUGGGAGGAUCACUUGAGCCCAGGAACUUGAGACCAGCCUGGACAACAUAGCAAGACCCCAUCUCUACAAAAAAAAUUUUAAAAAUUAGCCAGGUUUGGUGAUAUGCACCUAUAUUCCUAGCUACUCAGGAGACUAAAACAGGAGGAUUACUUGAGGCCAUACAUUGAUGGCCAUUUGGGCUGCUUUCUACCUUUUGGCUAUUGUGAAUAAUGCUGCUAUGAGGAUGGGCAUAUAAAUAUCUCUUCCAGACACUGCUUUCAAUUCUUUUGGAUAUAUGCCUAGAAAUGGAUUUUUUUGAGGAACUCCAAUACUGUUUUCCACAGUGGCUGCACAUUUUACAUUCCCACCAACAGUGCACAGGGGUUCCAAUUUUCACCACCUCUUCACCAACUUUGUUAUUUUUCUGGUGUUUGGUUUUUUUGUUUCUUUGUUUGUUUGUUUGUUUUUGAGAUGGAGUCU
This is a messenger RNA of Homo sapiens (human), 4908 nucleotides long. RefSeq names its product adrenoceptor alpha 1B (gene ADRA1B). The record is from RefSeq and is a predicted model, not a curated record. Gene Ontology annotation, cellular component: membrane; plasma membrane; cytoplasm. Gene Ontology annotation, biological process: G protein-coupled receptor signaling pathway; regulation of muscle contraction; phospholipase C-activating G protein-coupled receptor signaling pathway. Gene Ontology annotation, molecular function: alpha1-adrenergic receptor activity; adrenergic receptor activity; G protein-coupled receptor activity. The transcript is spliced from 2 exons. The coding region runs from base 425 to 1420 and encodes 331 amino acids. Lineage: Eukaryota; Metazoa; Chordata; Mammalia; Primates; Hominidae.